AUGGCGCUGCGCAUGAACAGAAAAGCAGCGUGUCAAAACAUAACCAGUACGACAGUGGAUGAACUAACAACAACAGAAGAAACAACAAGUCAAACAACUGUUCUAUCAACUACAACACCAACUGAAUUGACCACUGUUCUAACAACUGCAGAGGCAAAAGCUAGUACAAGUGUACCAUCAACUAUAACACAAACUGAAUCGAAUAUUUCUACUUUGCACACAAUACAAGCUGCAGAAACCACAAGCCCAACCACAGCAGAAACAACUGCUGCUACAAGAACUCAAUCUCAAACUGCAGAAACCACAAGCCCAACUGCAGCAGAAACAACUGCGGCUACAAGUACUGUCUCUCAAAGUACUACAGUUGAGAUAAUAACAACUACAGAAGAAACAACAAGUCAAACAACUUUGUACACAACACAAGCUGCAGAAACCACAAGCCCAUCAACAGCAGAAACAACAUGGACUUUGUACACAACACAAGCUGCAGUAACGACAAACACAAGAACAGCAGAAACAACAUCGACUACAAGUCCUCUUUCUCAAACUGCAGAAUCCACAAGCCCAUCAACAGCCGAAACAAUUGCAGCUACAAGUAUUCGAUUUCAAAGUUCUACAGUGGAUGAACCAACAACAACAGAAGAAACAACUAGUCAAUCUACUGUACGAUCAACUCCAACACCAACUGAAUUGACCACUUCUACAUUGCACACAACACAAGCUGCAGAAACAACAAGCCCAACCACAGCUGAAACAUCUGCUGCUAAUCGUACUCUAUCUCCAUCUUCGACACUUCAGGAACUACCAACAACAAAUCUACCAGCUAGUACAAGUGUACCAUCUACUACAACCCCAACUGAAUUGACCACUUCUACUGUGUACACAACACAAACUACAGCAAGUACAACAUCACCAACAACAGAAACACCUGGCACUUCAAAUACUCUGUCUCAAAGCUCUAAACUUGAGGAAUCAACCAUUACUGAAACAGCAACUGGAACAGCAAGUGGAUCAUCAAGUACAGUGCCAACUGAAUUGACCAUGAGUAGUGUUUUCACAAACCAAGCUAUAGCAACCACAGCACCAACAACAGAAACAACAGCCUCUGCAAAUAGUGUAUCUCAAAGCCCUAAACUUGACGAAGCAACAGUUGCAGAAGCAACGACUGGUACAACAAGUGGAUUCUCAACUUCAAUGCCAACUGAAUUGACCAUGAGUACUAUCAACAGCUACAGAAGCAACGACUGGUACAACAAGUGGAUCCUCAACUUCAAUGCCAACUGA
Messenger RNA from Neoarius graeffei (lesser salmon catfish), 1284 nucleotides. RefSeq names its product mucin-2-like. The transcript is spliced from 8 exons. The record is from RefSeq and is a predicted model, not a curated record. Lineage: Eukaryota; Metazoa; Chordata; Actinopteri; Siluriformes; Ariidae. The coding region runs from base 1 to 1284 and encodes 427 amino acids.